AUGAAUCGAAACUUAACAUUUUGCCAAAAGUAUCGGCUACUACUAUGGAAGGACUUCAAACUACAACUUGCCAAUGUGGUAGAAUUAGCUAUGAUAAUUUUCCUUUCUGCUUUAAUGCCCAUCAUUUUUACUAUUGGCACAAAAGUAGCAAAAUCAGUAUUUCCCCCAGAUAUAGAAAUAGGAAAGAAUCCCGGCCCGAAAAGUGUCAACACGAGUUUAUUUGAAGAUUUAUAUUUUACACCUAAUAAUGGGAUACUUGAGCAACUAAUAACCCAGCUUGCAAAUAUUUCCGACUUUAAAAAUGUCGAAGUGUAUGACUCCAACACUGAACUCUACUUGCGUUUGAUAGCCAACAAAAAAGCAAUCGGGAUUGCGUUCCCAAGUGAAUGGCAUGACAUAAAAGCCUGUCCGGAAGUGCUGAAUAUAACCAUAUUUCUGCCGUUAUGCAUUAAAAGAAAGGAUUUCAAAUAUUUCGAAUCGGGCUUUUUAUUGCUUCAAGAGCGUAUGUCCAAAAUAUUCAUAUAUUUUAAGAAUGCUGGCAUUGAGAACAUUCCCCGUGUUCUGAUGAAUCAUUUUCCAUACCCCCUAUAUGUGCCCAAUCAUUAUGCGGAGUCGGCAAAGGCCAUGACCUACAUGACCCUGACAUCGUUUUUUCUUCCCUGCAUCACAAUUGCCAAGUAUGUAGUAGCUGAAAAGGAGCGCCAGCAAAAAGCUAUUCUAAACGCAAUGGGAUUUAGUAAUAGUAUUCACUGGCUGGCCUGGUACACCAAAUCAAUGUUGCUUAUGAUGCUAUGUGUGAUAAUCAUGAUUAUUAUUUUUGCUAUUGGAUCGGUUUAUGAAUUCAGCAACCUGAUUUGCCUGAGCAUCGUUCUUCUUGUAUACGUCCAUUCACUCGUACUUUUUGCCUUCUUCGUAAGCUCAUUUUUCUCAAAAAGUUCAUCGGCCUUGGUGGCCACACUUUUGAUAUACUUGGCCACAGCUAUUCCCUUUCUGAUUGUGGGUGCGGAAACCUCCAGUGUUGCAUCCCAAACGGCUGCCAGUUUUGGAGUUAACUCUGCACUGUUCUACAUUUUGGCCUCAGUGGCCACAAUGGAGAUGCAGUCGGUGGGAUUGCAAUGGCACACCAUGGCCCAUACCGCCUCUAACGGCCAUAAGCUCAGCAUAAUGGUCCACAUGCUCAUCAUGUUCACGAUCAGCUGGAUCGAGCUGCUCAUCUGCCUGUAUAUCGAGGCGAUGCGUCCUGGUGACUUUGAAGUGCCUCAGCCAUGGAACUUUCCAUGCCAAAGUAGAUAUUGGUGUCCGUUCCGGUAUGUAUCUUCAGCUGGCCGUGGAAAUUCAUCACUACAUAAUCUAUCGGGUCAACCGUUUAUCAAUCUUGAUGAUCAAACCCAAGAGAAUUUUCAAAAGGUACCCUCUAACAAAAAAAUUGGAGUGGAAGUCAGAAGUCUUUCCAAGGCUAUAGGAUAUCACACUGUUGUCAAGAGUCUUUUCUUUAAUGUGCACGAAAACGAGAUUACAGCUUUGGUGGGACAUAAAGGUUCUGGGAAGACUACCACCUUAUUGAUGCUCUGCGGGAUUGUGCAACCCACCACGGGAACAGCGCUGAUCAAUGGACACGACAUAGUCACCGAACCGAAAUUAGCAAAGGGCUGUUUGGGAAUCUGCACGCAGAAUAGUGCCCUUUUCAAAGGAAUGAGUGCAAGGGAUCACAUAUACUUCUUUAGUCGCAUAAAGGGCUACACCAAAAAUGAGGCCAUGAUGGAAUCGAAUAUCUACAUUGGCAAGCUUAACUUGGUCGACUGGCAAAAGCGGGACGCCAUGAAACUCUCACCAGGGAAUCAGCGGCAAUUGUCACUGGCCUGUGCGCUUUGCGCCGGCUCCAAGGUGAUCCUCUGCGACGAGCUAUCCUCCGGCUUGGAUCCCGUUGGGCGCCACGAGCUAUGGCGAUUUCUGCAGAAGGAAAAGCGUGGACGUACCAUCUUGCUGACAACCGAACUCCUGGAGGAGGGUGAAAUCCUUGCUGACCGCAUAGCUAUCAUGAGCGAAGGACAGAUUGUGGCCUACGGCACUUCGGGAUACAUAAAACAAUUGGAAUACACCAGCUAUACACUUUCCUGCCAGAUGGCUCCCAACAGCAAAGCGGAUAAGCUGACAGACCUCGUCAAGUUCUAUAUGAUCACCACUACACCGGUGUUCCGGGGAGCGACUGUGAUCUACAAGCUGCCACGAAGCAAAUUGGACCGAUUCCCGGAGUUCUUCCAACAGCUGGAGAGCAAUAAAAAAGGCCUCGAUGUCGUCAGCUUUGGGCUGAGCGACACAAGUCUGGAUGGGAUCUACCUCAGUCUGGAGUAUUGUCAGGUGCUGCGCUCCAGGGGCGGUGCUGACUCAGAAGAAGAUAAAGCCGAUUUCGCACUCCAAACUGAGAAGCCAAAUCGGACGAAGGAAAGAGCAACCGGCUCACUAGUUAGGUAUCAGCAGACGGUAGAGUCCAACUCGAAAGCCGAGCUCCAAAACGAUCCAAUCCUAAAACUAAGACCGUCCAUGUACCCGAUAGAAAAAUGGAGGCCAAAGAAGCGGGAAAGAGGAAGUUGUAUGGCCCAAUGGCAGGCAAUGAUUAUAAAAAAAAAGAAUUACACAUCGUCGCGAGCUCUCGUAUUUAUUAUAAUCCUCAUCAUUCCACUUUUGUAUUAUGGCAUAGUACUUGCGACUGCCAGCUCAGAAAAAGGUAGCCCUCAAACAUACAUACCACCCGUGCUCCCAUUGUCAUUGGACUAUUAUAGCUAUGAUGACAUGAUCAUCCUGCUCGAAAUCAAUAAGGACUUGUACAAGGGCGAAGGAGAUGCCUAUGUCAAAUCGGUCAAAGAGCCUGCAACGGUUCAAAGAAUAGGCUCAAUUUUUUCGUAUAUACACAAAGCAUCGCCCUUAGUGCGCCGAGAUAUCAGACGUAAAUACGUGUGUGGUGCGUCGUUUAACAAUUUGUCCACUGUCACAGCCUGGUUCAAUAGCGAUGCCUUCGAGCACUCGGCACCCAUUGCCAUGAAUUUGGUCUACAAUGCCCUGGGAAAGGCGGUGUUUGAAGACAACGAUUUCAGUAUUAGCGUAAGCAGGGGUGAUCUUCAUGACUACGUUAUCAAAGAUAAAGUUUCAGGGAAAAAGCACAGGUCUAAACGGCAGAAUGAACCGGACUAUGAAGACUAUCCGGACUACGAUAUUCAAGAAAAUGAUGAUAAUAUCGUUAAACCACAUACCUCAACCACACCCCCUAAUGACGAUUCUAUUCACAGACCUAGUGAUGGUAACCAACUUGCUGCUGAGAUGUCCAUCUCGGAAGCCUCUUCAACAUUACAGAAUGAAAAGGGCAAAAGGAGGCUACUCCUCGGUGCAAUAAUUACCAUAACAGCGUAUAUAGCCCUGGCUCUAAGCAUUUUUUCCGUAUUUGUAACGAAGGAGCGAGUGCAGUGUCUCAAAUUGCAACAAGAAAUUUACGGAGUGACCCUAUCCCACUUCUGGUUAACCCACUUUCUUGGCGAUCUCCUCAUAUUUGCAAUUUAUAUGGCGGCCUUAACCAUCGCAGUGCAUCAGUUAACAAUCUGGUACCAAGUGUUUAUAAUGCUCCUACUUAUUGGAUUUGCUUGCUUGCCAUUUGUGUACCUAUGUAGUUUCUUAUUCAGGCAGCCAAUUUCUGCGUUUGCGGGCAACUUUACGAUUCUGGUAGUGACGGGUGGACUACUAUUUUGCACUCUCUUCAUGUUGAGCUCACUCACGGAUGUCAACUUCAGGACAGUAUUUGCGAUACUUCCAAUGUACGUCGGUGCUUUUGGCCUUUUUAAAUGCCUCGCCUCGCGUGAAUAUUGCCGCCGUGAAGUACUUCCGCCGAUCAAUGAUCUUGAUUGUAAAUUCGGAACGUGUAACGUGUUCUGCGCGUGCAAACCCGCUAAUAAUUGGAUUGAGGUCUGGCUACUGAUAAUCCACUGCUUGGUUGGGCUUUUAUUUCUUUGGUUUUCGACCUUUGGAUACCAAAUUGGCUACAGAUUUAAGCCAAAGCAAAUGAACCGGAAUUGGGAUAACUAUGUGAAAAACAGUAAAGUUCUGGACGAGGAGAAACGUGUUAGUCAAAUCCAGAAGCACGAACAUGAGGAGUAUCCUUUGAUUGUGGACCAGGUUAAUAAGAACUACUGCCGCACAAAAGCCGUCCAGUUUGUGUCAUUCGCUUUGGGACCCGACGACUGUUUCGGUCUUCUGGGCGCCAAAGGAGCUGGAAAGACAUCUAUUUUCCGAAUGAUUGCGGGCGACACCAGCAUGACCUAUGGAAACAUCUACGUGAGAGGACACAGUCUCAGGGAACACAGGAAAGCAGCCAAAAUGGAGGUGGGCUACUGUCCCCAGGGCGACAUGGCACCCAAGUUUCUCACCGGUCGGCAAAUGCUGAGGAUCUAUUGCCUGCUUCAUGGAGUGCCGAAAAAGGACAUCAAGGCGAUGUCCGAGAAAUUAGCCAUCGAAUUUGGCUUCAAGGAGCUACUGGACAGGGAAAUUCGGACAUAUAGUGGUGGGCAGCGGAGAAAACUGAAUGUUGCCCUCGCUAUCGAUAGCGGAUCGGUCCUCUGUCUGGAUGAGCCGAAUGGUAAUGUCGACCCAACCACCCGACGAUUUAUUUGUCAUAAGCUGGAGGCUGUAAAAAGGAGCGGCAGACCCAUUCUUCUGACCACCCAGAGCCUUGACGAGGCGGAUGCACUGUGCUCGACAGUCGGUUUGCUGGUCUACGGCGAGAUGAUGUGCGUCGGGUCGCUACAACAGGUGCGAUCAGAAGUAUCGAACACCAUGGUGAUAAGGCUUAAAGUCAAUGCCAGUUCCAGUGCGGAAAAGCAGAAAGCCAGCAUUCAGCAACUAAUGACUGAUAUGGCGGAACUGCUUCCAAUGGCCACGUUACGGGAAGCCCUUGAAAAUUGUCUCAUAUAUUACAUAAACAUUAAUGUUACAACCUUGUCGAACUUGUUUUACCAAAUGGAACAAAUACGAAAUGAAGGAGGACUAUUGCAGGACUAUUCCAUAACGCAGGUUUCCCUGGACGAAUUAUACAAAAUACUAGAUGAGGAGGAAGAUCCUAUGCUCAUAGGCUCGACUAAUAAUAGCGACGGUCCAGAUGACAAACAAAGCCAAAGAAGAAAUAUAGUAUCAGAUACGGAUAUAAUAAUGGGAAAGGAUGAACGAAAAGGAGUGGACAAGGAAGAUAAAACAGGGCCGAAAAGUAGCGAAAAUAAUAAACAAGUUAUUAAAAGAUCUACAACUUCGUCUGAAAGUACUGACAGUGAUGAAAUGGUAGCAAAUAAAGGCGGAAAAUGAAAAAAAAGAAAGUGGUAACAAGACAAUAUGAAAUU
Molecule: messenger RNA, 5375 nt
Organism: Drosophila erecta
Lineage: Eukaryota; Metazoa; Arthropoda; Insecta; Diptera; Drosophilidae
Product: ATP-binding cassette sub-family A member 3
Exons: 9
Coding region: 1-5340 (1779 amino acids)
Biological process (GO): lipid transport; transmembrane transport
Cellular component (GO): membrane; intracellular membrane-bounded organelle
Molecular function (GO): ABC-type transporter activity; ATP binding; ATP hydrolysis activity
Source: RefSeq, a predicted model, not a curated record